CGAUAUAAUCAGCCGCUGACCGCGGCCGGUUGGGCGCGGCGACGCAUCGAAAGCGCUCGCGCCGCCGGAACCGGGUUUUAAUUCCACGCGGAAAGGUGGAAUCGACCCAAAUUGCCUGCGCGCCAAUCAGAGAGGAGCUAACUCAUAUGCAAAUGCGGCGUUAUCGCGGUCACGUCAGCAGCAGCAGCGGUAGAGCCGCUGCGCCGUGGUCGCCAGCAGGAGUACAACUAACAACACAGUCACAAGUUCGCCGAAAACACUCUUUGCGCGUCGACGUCUUGGGAGUUAAACUUUGGCGUUCGUCCCAGGGACACGCUAUUAUGGACAUGCUGUAGCUCACAGUGAGGCUCAUUGGGACCAGCUUGGAUCCAGUGGAGUUCCAAAGGUUCCCGUUACCCUCCGGGCUCUGCCAUGGACUUCUUUAGUGACCCUAACCUCUUUGUUGGAGGAUUGGAUGGGCUGGACGAGGAUGGCUUCCCCUCAGCACCAUCACUUGUGGAUGAGCUAAACCUCACUGCUGAUUUUGAGCCCCUCCAAGUGGAGCCUCUAGACCCAGGGAAGCACCAAGCCUUGAUGCCUCCAGUCACUACCCAACAAGCCAUGCCUUCUUACAGUCAGCAGAUGGGUCACUACAUUGGCAUUAAGGCGCAGACUCCUAUGGGGCAGCCGUUUACUGGUCCUGGGGGCACAGGAGGUACAGGGGGUGGAGGUGGUGGCAUGAUUGCAGACCAGCAUGUCCAAUACCAUAAUGCUGCCAUGAGCCAAGUACCUCAAUCCAAUGGGCUGUUCUGUAACAGUAGCAGUCCAAUGUGGGGCAACCAAGACCAGAAUGGGAAUAUGUACCACCCCUUAUCUCAACCGCAACAACAGCUUUGUCAGCAACAGCAGCAACAACUGCACAACCAGCAACUUCAUGUCGGACAACAACAAACACAGCAGCAACAACACCACCCAUGUCACCAACAACAACGGGAGCAGCAGCGCAGAAUGCAGCAGCAACAGCAGCUGCAACAACAACAGCAAAGACAUCAGCAACAGCUGUUAAACCAGCGCCAGCACCAACAAAUUAACACACAGACUAUGUCCCUGCAGCAGCCGCAGCAUCACAAUUUCUCCUUUCACCAGAGAGGUCAAUCUCAGAGCCAACAGCAAGUUCACCAUACUCAGCAGCAGGUUCAGCACCAAUUAACAGUAGGAGGGCCAAGGUUCCAUUCAAGGGCUAUGCCAAGUAAGUCUUAUUUGAAUAGUCAAAAUGCUAUACUGAGUGGGACUUGCUUGCAGCUUCCGCCGCAGCAAGGUAGCUACCAGUUGACAAGGGGAGGUCAAACCUUCUCUGGAUCAGGAUCGGAAGACCCAAACCUAACCUUCCCCAUGCAUUCUUCACCGAUGGUUCACUCUUUGCCCAUAUGCUCAGUCAGUUCUGCCACAGUUUACCAAGCUGCUCAGUACCCUGCCUAUCCUGGAGAGCCAGAAAUACCCAGUCUCAGUCAGCAGUCCACAUCCUCGGGGUCUAUGCCCAACACCACCAUUGUACCCCUUACUUCUGCAGUGCCUGAGCUCCCAGGGACAGUAUGUCAGUUCCCAUCCACAGCAGUUAUGAGGAACCAGGCAGAUGAAUGUGCUUUCCGGGCCCUGCAUUGCUCUGGAGAAACCCAGGGAAACAAGUCAUCCGAGAUGUUUGGUGAGUCAAUGAACUGCUUCCCCAGCAUGGCCAGCCAGCUGCCCUCUGAGCAGCCUCGGAGCUGCAGGGCCAUAAACACUAAUGGAUACCAAGCAUUGGGAGACACUCUCCUGCCAUCAAAGGCUGGAGACUUGGAGGGCCUGGAGCCUCCUGACCUCCUGCCUGACCUACUGCCCCAGCUGGAGGCUGCUCUCAGCCAACAGGAUGAAUCCAACUGUUCCUGGGUCGAUUCCAGCCAGGAGAAGGGACAUGAACACAGCAAACCACCACCUGUUGAGUACAAGCAAGAAAAGCCUCGAAAGAACGCUAAUGGUCCCGGUAGCCAGGUACGGGUCCUCAGCCCCCCAGUGAAGAGCAGCUCAUCGUCGUCCUCCUCUUCCUCAUCGUCUCCAUCCUCAUCGAGCUCCUCAUCGGAGAAGAGGACGCCACGGAGGACACAGCAUCAGAUGGAGGCAGCUACACAGGACAAGCAGGAGAAGGCCAAUCGGAUAAUAUCGGAGGCUAUUGCUAAGGCCCGGCAGCGUGGGGAAAAGAACAUCCCGAGAGUUAUGAGUCCUGAGAGUUUCCCCAGCUCAUCGUCACAGUACAAGCACCGUAAACGCGAGCACAAAGGAAAUGGCAAGGCACGGACGAAAGGGAAGGCCUGUAGGAAGGCCUGUAUUAUACCCUCCUCCAAGCCCAAUAAGAAGGCAAAGAUCGGGAAAAUUGUCAUCAAAAUUGGGAAGAGGAAGAAACGAAAGCCAGAGUCUUCAGAGGAGUCUAAUGAUGACCCUCCCCCUCGACACGCUGCUAAAGAUGACGACUCUAAGAGGCGAUCCAAUCGCCAGGUGAAGAGAAAGAAAUACGCUGAAGAGCUGGAGGCCAGGUUGUCGGAUGAUGAGGUCAAGGCUAUUGUCAAAGCCAAGAAAACCGGCACCGCAGGAUCCAAACAGCCUGCUGUUCAACUCUUUGUAGAGAAUCCCAGUGAAGAGGAUGCUGCUGUGGUUGACAAAAUCAUGUCUUCUCGUAUCGUCAAGACGGAGGUUUCUCCAGGAGUGGUGGUUGAAGGAGAGGAGUUUUUUGUAAAAUACAAAAACUACUCCUACCUACACUGUGAGUGGGCCACAGAGCAGCAGCUGGUGAAGGACAAGAGGAUUCAGCAGAAGAUCAAACGCUUCAAGAUGAAACAAGCACAGCGGGCACUCUUCUUUGCAGAUAUGGAAGAGGACCCCUUUAACCCGGACUAUGUAGAGGUAGACAGAGUGCUGGAGGUGUCUUAUUGUGAGGACAAAGACACGGGAGAGGAAGUGGUGUACUACCUGGUGAAGUGGUGCUCUCUGGCUUAUGAGGACAGCACCUGGGAGCUGAAGGACGACGUUGAUCAGAGCAAGAUUGAAGAGUUUGAGCAGCUGCAGGCAGUCAAGCCAGACUCGCGCAGGACGGAGCGGCCCCCGGCCAAUCAGUGGAAGAAGAGGGACCAGUCGAGAGAAUACAGGAAUGGCAACAGCCUCAGGGACUACCAGCUAGAAGGGGUCAACUGGCUCCUGUUCAACUGGUACAACAGACGGAACUGCAUCCUGGCAGAUGAGAUGGGCCUCGGAAAGACCAUCCAGUCCAUCACAUUCCUACAAGAGAUCCUUCGUGUGGGCAUUAAAGGGCCAUUCCUCAUCAUUGCUCCUCUCUCCACUAUUGCCAACUGGGAGCGCGAGUUUCGUUCUUGGACCUAUCUCAAUGUCAUCGUCUACCAUGGAAGCAUGGUCAGCAGGCAGAUGCUCCAACAAUACGAGAUGUAUUUCAGGGAUGCACAGGGCCGUGUGAUGCGAGGUAACUACAGGUUCCAGGCCCUUAUCACCACGUUUGAGAUGAUCCUGGGAGGAUGUCCCGAACUCAACGCCAUCGAGUGGCGCUGUGUUAUCAUCGAUGAGGCCCACCGCCUCAAGAACAAGAACUGCAAGCUGCUAGAGGGCUUCAAGCUCAUGAACCUGGAGCACAAGGUCCUGCUGACGGGUACUCCUCUCCAGAACACAGUGGAGGAGCUCUUCAGCUUGCUCCACUUCCUGGAGCCGGCACGCUUCCCCUCAGAAAACCCCUUCAUGCAGGAAUUUGGAGACCUGAAGACUGAGGAGCAGGUACAGAAGCUUCAGGGAAUCCUGAAGCCCAUGAUGCUGCGUCGGCUGAAGGAGGACGUGGAGAAGAAGUUGGCUCCUAAAGAGGAAACCAUCAUCGAGGUUGAGCUAACCAACAUUCAAAAGAAAUACUACCGCGCCAUCCUAGAGAAGAACUUCACCUUCCUGGCUAAAGGAGCUGGCCAGGCAAAUAUGCCCAACCUGGUCAACACCAUGAUGGAGCUGAGAAAGUGCUGCAACCACCCCUACCUCAUUAAAGGAGCAGAGGAGAAGAUCCUAGAGGACUUCAGGGAGGUGUACAGCCCCACUGCAAUGGACUUUCACCUACAAGCUAUGGUGCAGUCUGCCGGGAAGCUGGUCCUCAUUGACAAACUGCUGCCCAAGAUGAAGGCCGGAGGGCACAGGGUGCUCAUCUUCUCCCAGAUGGUGCGCUGCCUUGACAUCUUGGAAGACUACCUCAUUCAGAGAAGGUACUUGUAUGAGCGAAUAGAUGGACGUGUUCGUGGGAACCUGCGGCAGGCAGCUAUCGACCGCUUCAGUAAGCCCGAAUCGGAACGCUUUGUUUUCCUUCUGUGCACGAGAGCUGGUGGCCUGGGAAUCAACCUCACAGCAGCAGACACCUGCAUCAUCUUUGACUCCGACUGGAACCCACAGAACGACUUGCAGGCCCAGGCCCGCUGCCAUCGGAUCGGUCAGAACAAAGCAGUGAAGGUGUACCGCCUGAUCACCAGGAACUCGUACGAGCGAGAAAUGUUUGAUCGCGCCAGCCUCAAGCUGGGCCUGGACAAAGCGGUGUUGCAGAGCAUGAGUGGACGAGAUAACAGCCUGGGUGGAGGCGCCGGGGGAGGGGCAGCGCAGCAGCAGCAGCAGCAGCUGUCUAAGAAGGCGAUUGAGGAUCUGUUGCGGCGUGGUGCAUACGGGGCCAUCAUGGAUGAAGAGGAUGAAGGAGCCAAAUUCUGUGAGGAGGACAUCGAUCAGAUUCUCCAGCGCAGGACAAAGACCAUCACCAUCGAGUCUGAGGGAAGAGGAUCCACCUUUGCUAAGGCCAGCUUUGUGGCGUCUGGAAACCGCACAGACAUUUCUCUGGAUGACCCCAACUUCUGGGACAAAUGGGCCCAAAAGGCUGACAUUGAUAUGGAAAUGGCAAACGGCAGAAACAGCUUGGUGAUCGACACUCCUCGUGUCAGAAAGCAGACACGGCCGUUCAGUGCCACCAAGGAUGAGUUGGCAGAGCUUUCAGAGGGCAACAGCGAGAGUGACGACACCAAACCCAAGCUCAGGCGAAACCACGACCGCCUCAACAGCUAUGGGCGCACAGAGUGCUUCAGGGUAGAGAAGAACCUGCUGGUUUAUGGGUGGGGUCGUUGGAAGGAUAUUCUCAACCAUGGGCGUUUUAAGAAGCAGCUGGCAGAGAGGGAUGUAGAGACCAUUUGCAGGGCCCUCCUGUCUUACUGCCUGGUCCAUUACCGUGGAGAUGACAAAAUCAAAAGCUUCAUGUGGGACCUGAUAGCCCCUACUGAGGACGGACGCACCAAGGAGCUGCAGAAUCACCUGGGUUUGUCUGCUCCCGUCCCUCGUGGCAGAAAGGGUAAGAAGGUGAAAAUCCAGUCCAGCUCCUUUGAUAUCCACAAAGCUGAGUGGCUUCGAAAACACAACCCAGAGCACAUGCUUCAGGACGACGGUUACAAGAAACACCUCAAACAUCACUGCAACAAGGUGCUGCUCAGGGUCAGAAUGCUCUACUACCUGAAACAAGAGGUGAUAGGAAGCCAGGCCCAGAGGGUGCUAGACGGCGUGGAGUCCAGUGACAUAAAGAUAUGGGUCCCAGACCCUGACCAUUCGGAGCUGCCAGCCUUGUGGUGGGAUGCCAUCUGUGACAAGUGUCUGCUGCUGGGUGUCUAUAAGCAUGGUUAUGAGAAGUACAACACACUCCGUGCUGACCCGACCCUGUGCUUCCUAGAGCGUGUGGGGCGACCCGAUGAGAAGGCCAUCGCUGCCGAACAGAGAGGCAACGAUUUCAUGGAUGGGGAUGUGGAUGACCCAGAGUACAAGCCUGCUCCUGCUCUGCUGAAAGACGAUAUGGAGGAUGAUGCCUCUUCUCCUGGGGACUUGGUUGUCACUGACAACGCCGGAGACGCAGUUCCAGUGACAGGAGGUGAAACUUCCUACUGGCCAUCCCCCUCGGUGCUGACGGCCAGGCUGAGGCGACUGAUCACAGCUUCUCAGCGCUACACAAAGAGCCGGCAGAUCCUCCAGAUCCACCAGAUCCACCAAACUCAAUCUCCAUCUCCGUCGACCAUGAUAAUGUCUGCUCCACUCUGUCCGCUGCCCCCCUCAUUCAACGACACCCUCAACCCCAAGAUGGUUGCUAAGAUUGAACGGCAACAAAGAUGGACCAGGCGAGAAGAAGCUGACUUCUACCGCGUGGUCUCUACUUUUGGUGUUGUUUUCGACCCAAACCUUGGCCGGUUCGACUGGACCAAGUUCAGGGCCAUGGCUCGGCUGCACAAAAAGACUGACGAGAGCCUGCAGAAAUACCUGUGUGCUUUUACCGCCAUGUGCCGAAGGGUGUGUCGCCUGCCACCAAAAGAGGGAGACUCUGCGGUGGAUCCGUCUCUGACCCUCCUGCCCAUCACAGAGGAGCGAGCGUCUCGUACACUGUACAGAGUAGAGUUGCUUCGCCAGGUGAGGGAACAGGUUCUUUGCCAUCAGCUACUCUAUGAGCGCCUGCCGUUGUGCCAGAUGAGCUCCGACUUGACCGUGUGGUGGGAGGCUGGUACCCAUGACCGUGAUCUGCUAAUUGGAGCUGCCAAACACGGCGUCAGCCGCACAGAUUACCACAUUCUGAGAGACCCUGAACUCAGCUUCAUGGCUGCCCAACGCAACUACAGCCAAACAAAAGCUGCACUGCAUAAAUCCCGCACAUCCACCCCACUGCUACACCCUCAGUGCCAGGCCACCAGCUCAGUGCUGACAGCCUCUCCGCUGCCUCCACCUGCCCAGAGAGAGACGGAGCCCAGUGGGCUUGUACCUAAAGUGGAACCAGCCUCCGAGGGGGAGGAGGGCAUGGAGAAGCAGGGGGAGAGUUGGAGCCCUCCUCCAGCACCAGCUACUCCCACAGGUCUGGAGGAGAAGCCCUUGUCUGAAGUGAGUGAGAAAGAGAGGCAGAUGGUGGCGGCACGAACCAAACCGCUCACACCCAACUCCUCUGAGAGGAAACCGAAGAAGGCCAGCAAGAGGAGCCGCAAGGAGGCUAGGCGGGGCUCAGAGUCCGACCCAGGUGACUCCUCCUCAAGCUCUUCCUCGCGUUCUUCCUCCUCUUCCUCCUCCUCUUCGUCCUCGUCACAUUCCGGGUCCAGCUCCUCCUCCUCAUCAUCUGGCUCCUCUGGCUCUUCAUCAUCAUCGUCCUCCUCCUCAUCUUCUGAUGGCAGUGAAAGUGAGGGAGAGGAAGGGAAGAAGAAAGUGGCUGCAGCAACAAGUGUAAAGGGCUUUGAUGAGGACAGUGUGGCGUCUCUGAUCACGACGCAGGAUGAAACCCAUGACAUCCAUGCAGCCGAGAACGGCAUCACCAACAACUCCUCCCAUCCUUUCCAGGGAUACAUGCUCGCUGCAUCCUACUGGCCAAAGGAUCGCGUGAUCAUCAACCGCCUGGACAGCAUCUGCCAGGCGGUGCUAAAGGGCAAGUGGCCCGGAACACGUCGGGUCUACGAGCCUGGAGGUGCAGUGGCCUCCUUCUACACCACCAAGCUGCUGGACAACGCCAACAGCCUGUGCGAGGACCCCUCUGCCUCACCACAGGGGUCAAAGGUGACCAAGCAUGUUGCAGAAAACAAGGAGUUCUCAGUAAAACUCAACGAUCAGGAGGGAAGUCUGAAGUUGACCUUCCAGAAACAAGGUCUACCUCUGAAGAGGCCCCUGGAGUCCGAGGAGGGCCCCCAGGCCCAGCAGCAGUACUUGGCACGGCUUCAUGAGCUGCAGAGCGCCUCGGACACAGGCCUGGCUGACAUCACCAAGCCUCAAUGCAGCUUCCAGACAGCGCCUCCAGGUCUUACUGGUCAGAUGAGACUGAACGGAGUACUGGAUGGUCAGCCGCUGGUGAAGAGGCGGAGGGGAAGGAGGAAGAACGUGGAGGGGAUGGACCUGCUCUUCAUGAACAGGAGUAGAGUCCCUUCUGUUCCUGAUCAGGUGCCUCCAGGAUGGGGCGGUAUUGGCCAGGUGGGCGCGGCUGGGGAUUCUGUGCCGGGCUUAAGCCAGAGCGCCAAUCAGGUCCCCGGGGAUACCGACAGCAGGGUCCCCGUCAUCAACCUCCAAGAUGGCACCAGGCUUGCUGGGGAUGAUGCUCCCAGGAGGAAAGACCUUGAACAGUGGCUAAUGGAGCACCCUGGCUUUGUGGCAGAUACAGGAGCUUUUAUCCCUGGUGUAAAUAAGAUGCAAAUGCAGUUCCACUUCCAGGACGGGCGGCCCAAGCAGAAGAGGCACCGCUGCAGGAACCCCAACAAGAUUGAUGUGAACAGUCUGACCGGAGAGGAAAGAGUUCAGAUCAUCAACAGGAGAAAUGCCCGCAAGGUUGGCGGCGCCUUUGCUCCUCCCCUGAAGGAUCUGUGUCGGUUCCUUCAGGAGAACCCCGAGUACGGAGUCCCACCUGAAUGGGCUGACGUGGUCAAACAGUCGGGUUACCUUCCAGAGAGCAUGUUUGACAGAAUCCUGACGGGACCCAUCGUUCCUGAGGAGGUGAGCCGGCGUGGGCGUCGACCUAAGAAUCCCCUGGUCAAGGCGGUGGUGGCGGCAGCUUCAGCAGCCCCCAACCCAGCAGUCUCCGCCCUGGGCCUGAACCCCCUGCUGGCCAACGGCAUCCUCUCUGGGAUGGACCUGACCAGCCUGCAGGCCUUGCAGCAAAACCUCCAGAGCUUACAGUCCCUGCAGCUCACCGCGGGCCUGAUGGGGCUGCCGUCCGACGCUAGCAACCUGGCUGCAAGUAACUUGGCUGCCAUGUUUCCCAUGAUGCUGUCUGGUAUGGCUGGAUUGCCAAACUUACUGGGCAUGAGUAGCUUGCUUGGGAAACCUGCUCAGGAGGGCACAGGAAGCUCUGAGGAGAAGACAAAGGGAGCCGCCAGCGGUGUAACAGCAGAGCCGUCUGCCUCUAAAGCCCUCGCUCACACCUCAGAUACCAAAGGAGAAAGGACAGAGGGGUCGAACAUGACUCCUUCUUCCACUUCCAGCUUCUCUUCCUAUGCCACCGCCCCACAAAGUGCUUCAGCUGCCUCUGCAGCCUCCAGUCACCCACUGUCUCUUAACCCCGUGUUACUCUCCAGUAUGCUUUACCCAGGGAUGCUUCUCACUCCAGGCCUUAACCUUCCUGUGUCUGCCACACAGCCGCAGAGCUCAAACAGUGACCCCACCCUCCCUCCUGCUCGUCCUGCUCCGCCUGCAGUCUCCCAGUCAUCGCCACAGGAGAUGGAGCGGCGAGCAGCAGAGAGGGACGGAGAAGAGGAUGACGAGGCAUUAGAAGAUGAUGAUGAUGACGACGACGACGACGAAGAGGACUCUGCUGAACAAAAGGAGAACAGUGGUCCCGAGGGUUCGGGGAAAGCCGAGUCAUCUUCAUCCGACUCCGGGGGCUCUUCUUCAUCGGAUGAUUCAGACUCUAGUGAUUAGGACUGAACCCAUGAAUAUAUAAUUAUAAAUUUAUUUAUGUAUCGCCUAGAAAUGUAUACAUAUAUUCACAUAUAUAUGGAUUUUCCAGCACUUAUGUUACGAUUUCUUUACAUGUAAAUACAAGAACUAACUAAAAUGUUGUGUAAUAAAGACUACAAAAACCUUACAAAAACAGGAAAAACUGACUUAAAAAGAACUGAAAUAAAAUUUCAGUGUUUGUUCACAAGGUACAGUCUUGUUUUGAGACAUUUUGCAUGUCAGACUUUAGUAGAUUUCUGAACUCUGUGAACCACGAUUAUGUACAAUUGCAACAAAAAACGGCAUUAUUGUAAUUAUGUCAGGAUUUAAUUUUAUUAAAAAAGUGAAACUACAUCAACAUGCUCA
Cyclopterus lumpus (lumpfish) is the source of this 9825-nucleotide messenger RNA. RefSeq names its product chromodomain helicase DNA binding protein 9 (gene chd9). NCBI's taxonomy places the organism in Eukaryota, Metazoa, Chordata, Actinopteri, Perciformes, Cyclopteridae. The coding region runs from base 412 to 9441 and encodes 3009 amino acids. Gene Ontology annotation, molecular function: ATP binding; ATP-dependent chromatin remodeler activity; protein binding. The record is from RefSeq and is a predicted model, not a curated record. The transcript is spliced from 39 exons.